Messenger RNA from Maniola jurtina (meadow brown), 6435 nucleotides. RefSeq lists its product as uncharacterized. Lineage: Eukaryota; Metazoa; Arthropoda; Insecta; Lepidoptera; Nymphalidae. Bases 972 to 6161 code for a protein of 1729 amino acids. The record is from RefSeq and is a predicted model, not a curated record. Gene Ontology annotation, molecular function: aspartic-type endopeptidase activity; nucleic acid binding. Gene Ontology annotation, biological process: proteolysis; DNA integration. The transcript has a single exon.
GUCUGCGCGCCAAUAAAUUCAUUUUUAGAAGAAAUAUCUUUAAUUUAUCAUCCACGCAUCAACAAUUGGCGACCGUAAUGUAACAAUACGAACCUGUAAACUACAAACAAAAGGAGACGACCAACAAUAAUCAAGAAAUACGCAAUUGCAACUUGGCGGCUACUCGACGAUCCAGCAUCGUGUUACAAUCAUCUGGUCAGAGCAGCUCAAGCCGGGAAGGUGAUCGUAUUUCUGGAAUUGGAGGACAUCUGCGCUGAAGUCAGCACCGAUCAGCAUUCGCAUCCGUGCCGGCCUAUUCAGAUAAGUGCCCUACUUUUCCUACACAUAACCCCUUUUGUUUCAUCAAUAUCUCAUUCCUAAAUACUCAUUCCUACAAAAUAUCAUUUAAAUCGUUUCUUACCUAAAGGCUACUAUUAAAAUACACUGCGAUUAGAGUGAAAUAAUACCUUAAUUAGUGAAAUAAAACAGUUUUAAAUCAAAGUACCUACGUCAUCAUCGUAACUAUUGCAUCAUAUUUUAUUGUUGUUUUUUUUUUCGCGCCGGAGGCUCUUUAUAGAUAUUUAGUGUUUUAAACAAUUAGAUAUUAUAAGAUUAAACUCGAAAUACAUAUUUAUCGCUACCUAACUAGUAAAAAUAUGCAAUAAUUUGUUUGUUAGUUUAUCAUUGUAGUUUUAACAUUUAUACCUACCGUAACUAGUCAAGAUUAGUACCUAUCAAAACUCCUUUGCUUAUUGUACUGAAAUAAGUACUCAAGGUCAGUGUGCCGACGAUUUCAGCUUGGCUGGGUACCUAUACCUACUCACGACGCGACGUGGCGUGGCGUCCGCGAGCUACGCAGCGCGUUCCACGGAGCUGAGCUGCGCUUGCCGGUUCACAGGUGACACCAAAGAGACUAUACAAGGAGCGUGAGAAUUUUUUUAUUAUUUUAGUUAUUAGUUUUGGAAUCAUUCGAGUAACAAAUAUUAUACAAAAUGACUAACGUUAACGACAACAAAGGUGAUUUAAAGAGCCUAUUAACAAAAAGAACAUCAAUUAAGGGCCGUAUCACAAAAUUUAAAAAUUAUGUCGAUAAUAUUUCUAAAAAAGAAGUUUUAACGGCAAUUCAAAUAUCCGAAUUAACAAUUAAAUUAGAGAAAUUUCGUUUACUUUCGGUUCAAUACGAGCAGUUGCAAGAUUCAAUCGAUGUUUUAAAUUCAGAAAAUAUAGCUUUUGAAAUCAACGAACGAGAUGCCAUUGAGCAGGACUGUGCGACAUGUAUGGCUAUAGCUCAAACUAUUAUUAACGAAUCAAAUAGUCAUAAAGACAGUCACGAUCAUAGCAACUCGUCCUUGUCUCAGUGCCAUCGCGAACACUAUGAAGCUGAGUUUAAGUUACCGCAAUUGCAAAUUAAUAAAUUCGAUGGUGCCUAUUUUCGGUGGCUUGAAUUCCGCGACACAUUUUUAUCGCUUAUACACAACAACGAGCGCAUCAAGCCUAUUCAUAAAUUUCAUUAUUUGGUAUCGUACUUAGAAGGUGACGCCGCUCGUGUCAUCGCAAAUCUUGAGGUUUCUGCUUCUAACUAUAAUGACGCGUGGCGCUUAUUGUGCGAUAGGUACGAUAACAAGCGACAACUUAUUAAUCAUCAUUUAAAUGCUCUUUUUAAAAUCGAAACUAUGACACGCGAGACUGAUCGUUCAUUACGCUUUGUGGUGGACACAGUUACUAAGAACUUACGUGCAUUGUCCAGUUUGGGUCAAGCUACUGAACAUUGGGACUUAAUGAUAAUUCAUAUGAUUUGCUCAAAAUUAGAUCCACGUACACUUACUAAGUGGGAAGAGAUGCGUAAUUCUUUGGAUGAUAUACCCACACUUACACAAUUUAAUAAAUUUUUAACCGAUCGCGCAGACAUUUUAGAGACACUUAAUCGCAAUAGAUUGGAGAGGUCUAAGACAUCAUUCACCUCUUCACGCCCUGCUACAGGUCAGAAUUCUAGCACUAGUAUUCAAACAAAAUCUUUUACUUCACUAACUCCAAAUAACAAUAUUAAAGGUUGCGUUAUAUGCAAAGGUGACCAUAGAAUAUAUGAUUGCGCUAAUUUCAAGGCCAAGAGUAUAGAAGAAAGAAAGGCUGACGUACAGCGACUAAAGCUGUGCAUAAAUUGCCUCAGAUUAGGCCAUAAUCAGCGUAGCUGCAGGCUUGGUCCUUGCCGAAAGUGCAAGAAAUUCCAUAAUAGUUUUUUGUGUGAUCAAACAGCACCGUCUAAUUACAACAGCAAUGAUUCUACAGACACUACCGAAACAAUAGUCAAUUUUUCUAGACAACCAGUCAAUCAAGUCAUAUUGUCUACAGCCAUAGUCGAAGUUACCAAUCCUAAAGUUAACAAAUCAUUAAAGGUCCGCGCUUUACUAGAUUGCGGAAGUCAAUCAUCUUUUUUAACCAAUCGUUUGAAAGACAUUCUAGGUCUCGAGUCACAGCCUAUUAAUAAAAUUAACGUUGUAGGUAUUGGCAACAACUCUUCAAACUUCAUCACUGAGAGUUGCAUUGCACAUAUUAGUUCAAUACACCAAGAUUAUAACGUUGCUUUGACUUGCUAUAUACUCAAAGAGUUGACGGGUUCGAUUCCUGCUGCUCCUAUGAAUUUACAAGGUUUUAAAAUUCCAAAUAAUUUGAAACUUGCAGAUCCUAAUUUCGACAUUCCUUCAUCCAUCGAUGUCCUCAUUGGUGCAGACCUCUUCUGGGAUGUCCUAGGUAAUGAUACACUUACCUUAGGUCCAAGAUUUCCAAAAUUAAGAAACACAAAAUUUGGCUGGAUAAUUGCCGGUCCAAUUUGUACAAAUGUCAAUAUGUCCAACAAAAUUCAAUGCAAUAAAUCAAUACUAAAACAAAAUGAAGAAACAGAAAGUGUACAUGAACUAUUACCAAAAUUCUGGAACAUUGAAGAGAUUCCAAACAAAACAUGCCUUACUAAUACAGAAAAGACCUGUGAACAACAUUUUGUAUCCAAUACCACUCGAUUGUCAAGUGGAAGGUUUUGUGUUCAACUUCCACUCAUUGAUACACCAGAUUGUUUAGGUGAUUCCUAUGCCAUGGCUAAGCAGCGAUUUCUAAAUUUAGAAAAGCGUUUUAGGAGAAAUCCGCAGAUCAAAGAACAAUACGUCGAAUUUAUUCGCGAAUAUGCUGCACUUGGUCAUUUAGAAGUUCUUCCUAUAGCUAAACCACCUGAACUAUCCUAUUUUUUGUGUCAUCAUGCUGUAUUCAAAGAGACAAGCGAGUCGACGAAAAUUAGAGUCGUCUAUGACGGAUCAGCCCCUACCCCUUCAGGCUACUCGCUCAAUGAUAUUCUGAUGGUGGGGCCAAAUAUCCAGGAUUCACUCUUUGCUAUUUUAAUUCGAGCCAGACAAUAUAAAUUUUUACUAACAGCUGACAUCGAAAAAAUGUAUCGGCAAAUUGCAUUACAUGACGAUAAUCAAAAUCUCCAAUUAAUUUUAUGGCGAGAGCAUGAAACGGAACCAAUUAAAAUAUUGCGUCUAAAAACCGUAACGUACGGUCUAGCGAGUUCAAGCUUCUUAAGCACACGUUGUCUUUGGCAAUUAGGACACGAGUGUACCGACAAAUCAAUCGAAACAAUAAUUAAAAAUGAUUUCUAUGUCGAUGAUCUCAUUACCGGAGCUAACACCGAGGAUGAACUGAUACAUAUUCAAAAUUCGGUAUCUAAUACUCUUAAGUCUGGAUGCUUCAACCUUCGGAAAUAUCGAUCCAAUUCCAAAUCAAUUUUGAAUGCCAUAAAUCCAGAAGAAAAAUUAAGUAUUAGUUCCUCCACUUCCACUUUAGGACUUGGGUGGACUCCGGGGAAUGACAAACUUCAGAUAUCAUUCCAGAUCCCUGACGAAUCAUCAAAGGUAACCAAACGUUUAAUCUUGUCCUUUACAUUCAAAAUCUUUGAUCCAUUGGGUUUGAUAAGUCCAUGUGUCAUUUUACCUAAAAUGCUCUUGCAGUCUUUGUGGCUUCAAAAAAUUGAUUGGGAUGAUCCCGUACCCAGAGACAUACAACAUGCUUGGGAUGAAUUUUCCAAUACAUUGCCAAGUCUUGCAAAUUUCGAAGUUCCUCGAAACGUACUUUGUGACAAUCCCACAACAAUAGAACUUCAUUCAUUCAGCGAUGCUUCACAAGGUGCGUACGGGGCUUGCAUUUACAUACGAUCCAUCAACAAUGAAGGUAUCAGCGUAAAAUUAUUAUGCUCUAAAUCUAAAGUAUCUCCAAUGAAACCAACUACAAUACCUCGUUUAGAGCUCUGUGGAGCUCUCCUGGCGGCUAAAUUAUCCAAAACCGUCGUCGAAUCUCUUCGAUGCUCGGUUUCGCGUCAGGUGCACUGGUGUGACUCUACAGUGGUUCUUGGAUGGCUUAAUACUAACUGUCGAAAAUUGAAAACAUUCGUGGCGAAUAGGGUCGUGGAGAUAUCCGAAACAACAGAUAUAUCUUCAUGGCGCUACGUGCCCACUGCACUUAAUCCUGCAGACUAUAUUUCUAGGGGCAUUACUCCUAUGGAUAUAGUAUCUAGGCAGAUGUGGUGGCAUGGUCCCGAGUUCUUGCAAAAACCAGAAUCAGAAUGGCCUGUUCUUCCAUCACAACGCAUUGAGGAGAACCUACCAGAAACUAAAAGCCUUUCAGCUGCGGUAGUAGGCAUUCCAGAUUCUAUUAUAGAAUUUGAACGUUACUCAAAAUUAUCAAAAUUACAAAGAACUUUUGCAUACAUAAAACGGUUUAUUCAUAAUCUACGACACAAAACAAACAAACUCACAGGCAGUUUAUCCUUAGAAGAAUUAAAUGAUGCAUUUUCAAAUCUUUGUGCCAUAGCUCAAGAACAAUCUUUUCCAAAGGAAUUUAAAUUAUUAGCAAGUGGAAAGCCAAUUAGCAAUAAUUCUAAUAUUAUAUCAUUGACACCUUUCUUUGAUAAGGAUGCAAAAUUAAUACGAGUUGGUGGCAGAAUUGACAAUUCUAACUAUGAUUUCAACAAAAAACAUCCUAUUUUGCUACACUCAAGUCAUCAUCUUACUAAAUUAAUUUUCGAACAAUACCACCUUCGUCAUAUGCAUGCUGGACCACAGCUAUUGCUUGCAUCAAUCCGUGAAUCAUUAUGGCCAGUUAACGGCAGACGCCUUGCUAGAAACACAUUUCACAACUGCGUAACAUGCAAGCGCCAUCAAGGGAAGGCAAUCUAUCCCAUAAUGGGUAACUUACCCAUCCAAAGAAUUACACCUGACUUUCCAUUCAAAACUGUGGGAAUAGACUUUGCUGGUCCAUUCUAUAUCUCUAAUAAGAAGGGUCGUGGGUCCAGAGUCAUCAAAGCAUAUUUGUGUUUAUUCGUAUGCCUAAGAUUCAAAUGUUUACAUUUAGAAGCUGUCAGUGACCUAACCAAAGAAGGUUUUUUACAAGCGCUACGCCGAUUUUCGUCUAGACGUGGAAAACCUGCGGAAAUAUUUUGCGAUAACGCGGGAAAUUUUGUCGCGGCAGCCAAGGAAAUAGGCAACUUUUUAAAGGCCAAUAAACAAACUAUCAUUGACUCUGCAACUGAAGAACAAAUUAAAUUCGUAUUCUCACCCACGUAUAGUCCCCACUUUGGUGGCAUUUUUGAGGCUGGCGUCAAAUCCGCUAAAUACCACAUCCGUCGCGUCAUGGGUAACACCCAUCUAAAUUUUGAAGAAUUAGGAACAUUAUUCACUCAAGUCGAGGCUAUUUUAAAUAGUAGACCUUUAUGCCCCCUGACAUCAAAUCCUACCGACUACCUCUCCUUAACUCCGGGGCACUUUCUGAUAGGGCGGCCACUUACUUCGUUGCCAUCACCUCCGCUACAAGAUUACAAUCCAAAUCGCCUUCGACGCUAUGAAAGACUCGAACAAAUUCGCCAGCACUUUUGGCAGCGAUGGCAAAAAGAAUACAUCUCAGAACUUCAGCAGCGAUCAAAAUGGAGAACGAAGUCAGCAAAACUAAAAGAAGGAGAUCUAGUACUUCUAAUAGAGGACAACUUACCUCCACUAUGCUGGAAGCUAGGAAGAGUUUCCCGAUUAUUUCCCGGAUCAGAUGGAGUAUCACGCGUCGCUGAAGUAACUACAUCCAAAGGCACCUUCAGAAGACCAUACGUAAAACUUUGUCCACUACUUACCUGUGAUGAUCCAGAAAGUUGAAAGCUGCACUUUCCACGGAGGGGAGGAUGUUGAAGCGCCUACAGCUUAUUCUCGGCAAAUGCACUUUGUUGCGAAUAGUUUUAUUAAUGUUGACAAAGACCAUAAAUAAUUGUUUAUCCUAAUGUAUUUUUGUAUUGUAUAUAUUUUGAAUUUAAAUUAAUUAACUACAUAACUAAUAUAUAUUUCAUGUAUUAAAUUCAAAUCUUACUUAUCUAAAAUCAUAAAUUUGUUAUCUGUUUGCAAUGUCAGUUCAUACAACAUAUUUUAUUUAACA